AUCAGAUACCAAAUUGUGUCCAAUUCGCCUUGCGGGAGCCUUGCGCUCUCAUUAUACAUACGAUAUGUCGUCCUCUAUGUCACUACGCGGAUUGUCGCAGCUAUCCCUCGAUGCUGUCUCCCGCAGCGCAAUUCCUACUCGAAGUCUCAUGAUCGCACCGCAAGCAUCAUGUUUUUCCACAUCGGCUGCACGCUAUGCGAACCCCACAAUGAAGAAAAAGGGGAUGGGAGCAGCCCCUAAGAAGGGCGUAAAGUCGCUGAGAAUUACGAAAAGCAACAAAGACGCUGCUGGCAGUGGCAAGCGCCCCGCCCCAGGAGAGAGGAAGGCAAUGCGGAAAAGGAUUGUGCUCAGCAACGACAACGCAUUAGAGGUUGCAGGCUUGCAAGAUCUGACUGCUGAGAAUGCAUUGGAUGCGAGCCAUCAAGGGAAAGUGAGAGGAAUACCCGAAGAGGCAGUUGAUGCACUACGAGCUGUGGAGGCUUUCAAGCCAAGGCAAGGUUGGAGUCUGUUCAGAAGACCUGCAGUUCUGAUGCGGAAAGAGACUAUGGAGCUUGCUCAAAUCAUGAAAAAAAUCGAAAGUUCGGAAAAGAGCAAGAAAGAAUCAAAAAGGAUAAUCGUGUACGGCGAGAGGAUGGGUGGGAAGAGCACACUACUUCUCCAGGGCAUUACGAUGGCAUUUCUCAGGAAAUGGACCAUUAUCAAUUUACCAGAAGGUCAAGAUAUUGUCAACGCCCACACAGACUACGCGCCCCUUCCAGGAUCUCAACCACUGCAAUACACGCAGGAUACCUACACUGCAGGCCUGUUGUCACAGAUUGUCAAAGCGAACCAGGGAUUCCUCGCUGCCACAAAAGUUUCUGCUAAGCAUGAUCUUCCUCUUCCACUUUCAAAGGGUGCCACACUGAAGCAAUUGGCCGAACUCGGUGCUGCAAACCCAGAAGCCGCUUGGCCUGUUUUCGUUGCCCUCUGGACGGAGCUCACUCAACCCGGUCGCCCGCCCAUCCUAGUUGGUGUUGACGGAUUAUCCCACAUUAUGCGUGAAUCCGAGUACCUGAACUCCAAUGUCAAGCCUAUCCACGCACAUGACUUGACUAUCGUCCGCCACUUUGUUGAUCUUUUCUCCGGAAAGACUGCCCUUCCUAACGGAGGUCUAGUCUUGGGCGUAACGUCAGGCUCGAAUUCACCAGCAAAUUCUGCUAUUGAACUUUCCAUAGCCGGUGCUGAAGCGCGCCAGUCGAAAUCUGCUCUGCCACAAUGGAACCCUUACAAAGCCAUAGACCAGAGAGCAGUGGAAUGCUUAAAGAACGUGGAUGUGCUCAAAGUCAGUGGUAUCAGCAAGGAAGAGGCACGUUCGAUCAUGGACUAUUAUGCUGAGAGCGGCGUGCUUCGGGCGCAGGUGAACGAAGGCUUCGUCAGCGAACGAUGGAGCUUAGCAGGAAUGGGCAACAUUGGUGAACUAGAGAGAGCGACGGUAAGACUGAGGGUAUAGACUUGGGGUGGACUGUAUGAUAGGCGGAUCCGGGAAAACUCAAGGUCAUCCUCAAGUAUUGUAUAUUGUCGCAUCGUCCUAUGUAAAACUACAAAUGUUAUGUACAACAUGAUAAUGUUACCGAACUGCG
Aaosphaeria arxii CBS 175.79 is the source of this 1619-nucleotide messenger RNA. RefSeq lists its product as uncharacterized. The record is from RefSeq and is a predicted model, not a curated record. The transcript has 2 exons. Gene Ontology annotation, molecular function: structural constituent of ribosome. Bases 65 to 1489 code for a protein of 474 amino acids. Lineage: Eukaryota; Fungi; Ascomycota; Dothideomycetes; Pleosporales. Gene Ontology annotation, cellular component: mitochondrial small ribosomal subunit.